Spinacia oleracea (spinach) is the source of this 1554-nucleotide messenger RNA. RefSeq lists its product as uncharacterized. NCBI's taxonomy places the organism in Eukaryota, Viridiplantae, Streptophyta, Magnoliopsida, Caryophyllales, Amaranthaceae. The coding region runs from base 1 to 1554 and encodes 517 amino acids. The record is from RefSeq and is a predicted model, not a curated record. The transcript is spliced from 3 exons.
AUGUUCCCCCUUGUUGAGGCAGCUUUCUUGGAAGAAGGUGAGUAUUUUCAUAGCCCCAUGGUGCUGAGUUGUUACAGGAGAGAUUCUCAGAAGAGACCUUUUAGGUUCUUCAAUAUGUGGACAAAGUCUGAUAAGUUUCUCCCCCUAGUUAGGUUAAACCGAGGGAAAGCAGUUGAAGGGUGUCACAUGUUCAGAGUAAUUCAAAGACUCAAAUGGAUUAAAUUUGACCUGAAAAAUCUCAAUAAAGAGGGGUUUAACUCAGUUGAAGCAGAAGAUUUGAGGUUGUUUCAUGCUUUCACUGAAGCACAGACCAAGCUCCAUUCUAAUCCUCAUGAUAGUGAUCUAGCUACUGAAGAGAAACAAGCCAAUUUAGCUUACAAGAAUGCUCAUGCAGCUUACUUAUCUUAUCUCCAACAAAUAGCCAAAAUCAAUUGGUUGGAACAUGGUGAUGAGAACACUAGAGCUUUCCAUCAGAGCAUCAAGCAGAGAAGGAAACAUAACAAGAUUCAUUCUAUCUUUAUUAUGGAUGGUGAUUGGGUCCAAUCAGCUGAUGAAGUCCAGCAAGCCUUUAUUGGCUUUUACUCUAGCUUGUUUGGAGGCUCUAUACAACACAAAGCACCUGUUAAUACAAUCAUCAUGGACCAGGGAGUUAUACUUGUUGAGUCACAUAAGAGUAUUCUGGAGUGCCCUAUAACAAUGAAUGAUGUUAAAAAGGCUUUGUUUUCUAUACCAGACAACAAAGCUCCUGGUUAUGGAUGGCCUAUAGCCUAUUGUUCAGUUAUUUAUAAAUGUAUUUCCAAGAUCCUCUGUGAGAAAACUGGCAGUGUGCUCCCUGAUAUCAUCUCACAAAAUCAAGGUGCUUUUGUGAAGGGCAGAUCCAUCCUUCAUAAUGUCCUGAUAUGUCAAGACAUUGUGAAAAUGUAUAAAAAACACCAAAAAGGUCCUUGUUGUUUGAUGAAAUUGGACCUGAAAAAGGCAUAUGACACUGUUGAGUGGGGGUUCAUUGAAGAAUUAAUGGUUGACCUGGGGUUCCCUUCUCACUUUGUUGAACUGAUUAUGACAUGCUUGACCACCACUAGGUACUCCAUUCUCAUAAAUAGUGUUCCAAUUGAUCUGAUUCAACCAAGAAGGGGGCUCAGACAAGGAGACCCUCUGUCUCCUUUGCUCUUUACUCUAUGCAUGGAGUAUUUCUCCAGGGCAAUGAAACUGGUUGAUGACCUUCUGAUGUUCUGUAAAGGUGACAAGAAAACAGUUAAGCUCAUGCUCUCAGCUUUCAACCUUUUCUCCACUACUUUUAGCCUUCAGAUUAAUCCUUCCAAGUCCUCCAUCUAUUGUUGUGGGGGAACUGACAGUUUAAGGGAUGAACUUGUGGCUGUUUCUAGGUCUGGCAAAGGUGACUUGCCUUUUAGAUAUCUUCGGGUUCCCAUCAGCACUAAAAAGCUUAAUGCAAGUGACUGUGAACUUUUGGUGGAAAAAUGGUGGCCAAGGUCAAGGUGUGGAGUUCCAGACAUCUUUCCUUUGCUAACAGGGCUCAACUCAUCAAUUCUGUGUUAA